AUGAGGACUGAUAAUGAGAGCACUGUGGUUGAGUUUAUCCUUCUGGGGCUUCCCAUUCAGGCAGAGGACCAAGCUGUAUACUCUGCCCUGUUCCUGGCCAUGUACCUGACCACGAUGCUGGGGAACCUGCUCAUCAUUCUGCUCAUCAGGCUGGACUCUCACCUCCACACCCCCAUGUACUUCUUCCUCAGCCACUUGGCCUUCACAGACAUCUCUUUCUCAUCAGUCACAGCUCCAAAGAUGCUCAUGAAUAUGCUGACACACAGUCAGUCCAUCUCAUAUGCUGGGUGCAUUUCCCAGGUGUAUUUUUUUGCAAUAUUUGCUGAUCUUGACAGCUUUCUUCUUACAUCAAUGGCCUAUGACAGGUAUGUGGCCAUCUGCUACCCUCUGCACUAUUCACAAACUAUGAGUCAGAGCCUCUGUGUUCUUCUAGUAGUUUUAUCCUGGGCCUUAUCCACUGCCAAUGCCCUUGUGCACACCCUUCUUUUGGCUCACCUAUCUCACUUUAGAGACAAUAUCAUCCCCCACUACUUCUGUGACCUCUCUGCCUUGUUAAAACUGUCCAGCUCAGAUACCACCAUCAAUGAACUGCUCAUCCUUGUUUUAGGUAAUGUGGUCAUCACCCUGCCAUUCAUUUGCAUUCUGGUCUCUUAUGGCCACAUUGGAGCCACCAUUCUGAGAAGUCCCUCAAUCAAGGGAAUCUGCAAAGCCUUGUCCACAUGUGGCUCCCACCUCUGUGUAGUUUCCUUGUAUUAUGGAGCCAUCAUUGGACUAUAUUUUGUCCCCUCAUCUAAUAACACUAAUGAAAAGGAUACCAUUGUGGCUGUGAUGUACACUGUGGUCACACCCAUGCUGAAUCCCUUUAUCUAUUGUCUGAGGAAUCGGGAUAUGAAAGGAGCACUGAAAUAUAUCCUUGGCAAGAGACUGUGUUCACAGUGA
Messenger RNA from Arvicanthis niloticus (Nile rat), 939 nucleotides. Lineage: Eukaryota; Metazoa; Chordata; Mammalia; Rodentia; Muridae. The record is from RefSeq and is a predicted model, not a curated record.